Messenger RNA from Pistacia vera, 753 nucleotides. Its product is annotated as histone H2A variant 1. The record is from RefSeq and is a predicted model, not a curated record. The transcript has 3 exons. Gene Ontology annotation, cellular component: nucleosome. The coding region runs from base 104 to 514 and encodes 136 amino acids. Lineage: Eukaryota; Viridiplantae; Streptophyta; Magnoliopsida; Sapindales; Anacardiaceae. Gene Ontology annotation, molecular function: structural constituent of chromatin; protein heterodimerization activity; DNA binding.
AUAAAAUCUCAGAUCCCUUUCAAAAUCCUAUUUAUUAUUUUCAUUCUCCCUCGCUUCUCAUUCUUCUUUCUUCUUCUUCGCUCUCCAAAUUCUCAGGUGAAAGAUGGCGGGAAAAGGUGGGAAGGGGCUUUUGGCCGCGAAGACCACGGCGGCUAACAAGGACAAGGAGAAGGACAAGAAAAGGCCGAUUUCUCGGUCAUCCCGUGCUGGUAUCCAGUUUCCUGUGGGUCGGAUUCACCGCCACCUCAAAUCAAGGAUCUCUGCAAACGGUCGAGUUGGGGCAACAGCUGCUGUUUACUUAGCUUCAAUCCUUGAGUAUCUGACUGCUGAGGUUCUUGAGCUGGCUGGAAAUGCGAGCAAGGAUCUGAAGGUGAAGAGAAUUACUCCAAGGCAUUUGCAGCUUGCCAUUAGAGGGGAUGAGGAGCUUGACACACUCAUCAAGGGAACCAUUGCUGGUGGUGGUGUGAUCCCUCACAUUCACAAGUCACUCAUCAACAAAACUGCCAAAGAAUGAGUUUUUUCUCUGACUCUGGAUGGCUUAUCACUGAAGAACCCUUUUGUUUUAUUAUGUGUUUCUGUUUGUAGUUUAGGUUAAAAGUUAGACAUGGGUUUGUGUUAUUAUUAGUAGUGUUGUCUAAAAUAUCUUAGUAAAUACGGAUUAACGUUUAGGUUUGUCCUCUGGAACUAAUAUGUUUGUUCAGGCUAGGUGUACUGUUGUUUGUUUGAUUGCCCUAACUUUAGUUUUUCUCGUUA